Messenger RNA from Macrosteles quadrilineatus (aster leafhopper), 1075 nucleotides. Its product is annotated as Krueppel-like factor 9. NCBI's taxonomy places the organism in Eukaryota, Metazoa, Arthropoda, Insecta, Hemiptera, Cicadellidae. The record is from RefSeq and is a predicted model, not a curated record. Gene Ontology annotation, biological process: regulation of transcription by RNA polymerase II. Bases 96 to 704 code for a protein of 202 amino acids. Gene Ontology annotation, molecular function: DNA-binding transcription factor activity, RNA polymerase II-specific; RNA polymerase II cis-regulatory region sequence-specific DNA binding. The transcript has 4 exons.
CCCAUCAGCAAAGGUCAGAAGUGAAAAAUGUUUGGGAAUCCAAUUUAGAUUGGAAUACCAAUAAGGGAAGCGGAAGCAAUCUUUCUCAUGAUAAGAUGCAACUAAUAGAAGAACUCUCGCUUGGUCCUGAGCUCACUCUCUCGCUACCGAGCUGCGGAAAGCUCGACGAGGAGCUUGAGGAGCUGCUGACCCAGAGUGUGGAGCAGACAAUGAGCUCGCUUACACUCGACUGCCAAUGCCUUCCUGAGGUUACACCGUUCUGUACAGACCACUGCCACAGAGUCUUGCAAGAAAGUUCAGUACGUCUGCAGUACCAGCCACCACUACCAGUGCUUGACGUAGAGAGCUUUUGUCACUCUUCUUUACAACAUCCAGCUGUGCACCUACAAAUUGAUCACUGCGGAGAAGAUAAAGGUUUUGUCUGUGAGUGGCCCGGAUGUGGUAAGGUGUACGCCAAGUCGUCCCACCUGAAGGCCCACCUGCGCCGGCACACUGGUGAGAAGCCCUAUAGGUGCUGCUGGGGCGACUGUCCCUGGCGCUUCUCACGAUCUGACGAGUUGGCGCGACACCGACGCUCUCACAGCGGCGACAAGCCGUACCCCUGCGCCCUGUGUGGCAAACGCUUUGCCAGAUCUGACCAUCUCGCCAAACACACAAAAGUACACCGUCGUCAACGAUGGAACAAGUCUUUUGUGAACUUGUGACCCAUUCUUUAAAUUCACCGAGUAGUACGGGAUGCCAAUAUAAGUCAUAGAAUGGCAGUUUGAGCAAUACUUGCCAUCCUAUAAACAUCAGGAUCCUUACGUUUCUUUACAUUUUAAUAUUUCUUAACCCAAAAGGUUGAUGCAAAUUUUGACGACCAUACAGUAUCCUAAUCAUUAAGACAUCAUACCAAUUAUCAACCUAUCUGAAUAAAAAGCUUUCAAGCACCUGUAGAAAUAAGUCAAAUUUACCUAAAAUUGCUUUCACAAUGUUCGUGAUGACAGAUGACUUAACCAUAGAUGCAUGAUGUUUCCUGUAAAGUUGAUAUCACUACUCAGGUGCUCAAGACCUUCAGUGAAUACCUAGGUGAAUG